UGAUCUUCGUCACCUGCAAUUUCUCUUUUCUCAUUUCUUUCAUCUUCGACUUUCGAUCAACGAUGCCGAGCAGAUACGCAGGAGCCUUGUCUCAGGAUUGGGAGCCAGUCGUGCUACACAAAUCCAAGCCAAAGGCUCAGGCGCUUAGAGAUCCGAAAGCCGUGAACCAGGCUCUACGUGUGGGUACAGAGAUUCAGACGAUAAAGAAGUUCGACGCGGGUUCGAACAAGAAACUACCGGCAACGGCUGUCAACGCCAGGAAACUCGACGAGGAGACGGAACCGGCGGCGGUGAACCGAGUAGCGGCGGAUGUGAGACAGGCCAUACAGAAGGCACGGUUGGCUAAGAAGAUGAGUCAGGCCGAUCUGGCUAAGCAGAUCAAUGAGAAGCUACAGUUGGUUCAGGAAUACGAGAACGGGAAAGCUGUUCCUAACCAGGCUGUGUUAGCGAAGAUGGAGAGGGUCUUGGAAGUCAAGCUGAGAGGAAACUCAGGGUCGGGAAAGGGUAAGUGAAUGUGAUGGAUUCCGAGUUAUAGGUGAAGUUGUCGUGUGUUUAGUU
This is a messenger RNA of Telopea speciosissima, 558 nucleotides long. Its product is annotated as multiprotein-bridging factor 1c. Bases 63 to 512 code for a protein of 149 amino acids. Gene Ontology annotation, cellular component: nucleus. Lineage: Eukaryota; Viridiplantae; Streptophyta; Magnoliopsida; Proteales; Proteaceae. Gene Ontology annotation, molecular function: DNA binding. The record is from RefSeq and is a predicted model, not a curated record. The transcript has a single exon.